Messenger RNA from Haplochromis burtoni (Burton's mouthbrooder), 2038 nucleotides. It is a transcript of the gene npy7r, whose product is annotated as neuropeptide Y receptor Y7. Gene Ontology annotation, cellular component: membrane. The record is from RefSeq and is a predicted model, not a curated record. Lineage: Eukaryota; Metazoa; Chordata; Actinopteri; Cichliformes; Cichlidae. Gene Ontology annotation, biological process: G protein-coupled receptor signaling pathway. Gene Ontology annotation, molecular function: neuropeptide Y receptor activity. Bases 284 to 1447 code for a protein of 387 amino acids. The transcript has 2 exons.
CGAUUAAUGUGUGGAUAGACUUAAAAUGGAUAUUGCGAAGCUAUAGUUGUGGGACAUACAUGGACUCCCCCUUUGAGGUGCAAGACAUGAUUUCUCUGCUCUUUUGUGACAGCGUAACCUGUAGCUGAUAGAACUAUGAAAUGUGCGUAAUUUGGAUAAAAGAAAACGUGCUGGAUGAAAAGAGUCCAGACUGCGUACCUGAGACUCUUUGCGUUGGAGAGAGACGUUUUGCACCUGUCAAGUCGGUUAACUAAUCUCUCAGAGCUCAGUUGGAGAUGUUUGAAUGCGCGCUGCUGAGUGUAAAGUCAGCCUUGAUCUAGCAUCUUCCAAAAUGAGCCCACCGGACAUAUCCAACAGCACGGGAGAAGACGAGGCUAGAGAAACCGAUCCCUUGUUUCUGCUUAACGACAGCAUGGGCUUGCACCAGCCCGGAUACCACACUGACAUCAUCAAGCACCUUGGAGUCCAGAUCAGCCUGAUCACAGCUUACUCGCUUAUCAUCCUGCUGGGGCUGCUGGGCAAUGCUCUCGUCAUCUACAUGAUAGUUCGCUACAGAAACAUGCGAACAGUCACCAACUUCUUCAUAGCUAACCUGGCCCUGGCAGACCUUCUCGUGAACACCUUCUGUUUGCCCUUCACGCUGGUUUACACUCUUCUAGAAGAGUGGACAUUUGGGGCUGUGUUGUGCCACAUGGUGCCCUUUGCCCAGGCUCUGAGUGUGCACGUAUCCAUCCUCACCAUGACUGUCAUAGCUCUGGAGCGCUAUCGCUGCAUCGUGUUCCACCUCGGAAUGCGGCUCACGUGGCACUCGAGCUUCCUCAUCAUGGCAUUCACCUGGACUGUGUCUGCUGUCCUGGCAGCACCCCUCGCCAUCUUCAGAGAGUUCCGCUACGAAGAGAUCCCGUCGAUCAACCAGCGCUUUCCCGUCUGCACUGAAAAGUGGCCCCAAGUGACCAGCAGGGAUGGGCUCAUCUUCAGCCUCUCAAUGCUCCUCCUGCAGUAUAUCAUUCCUCUAGCCAUCAUCAGUUACGCCUACAUCUGCAUCUGGGUCAAACUGAGAAAUCACAUCAGCCCAUCAAGCCGCAAUGACAGCAUCAACCGCCGCAAAAAGACCACAAAGAUGCUGGCGCUUGUGGUGGUGGUGUUUGCCAUCUGCUGGCUGCCCUUCCAUGCCUUUCAGCUGGCCAUCGACCUGGACCUGGUGCUCAGGCUCGAGGAGUAUAAACUAAUAUACACCGUGUUCCACAUUGUGGCUAUGUGUUCAACUUUUACCAACCCUCUCCUGUACGGAUGGAUGAAUAAAAACUACAGGAAUGGCUUCCUCAUGGUGUUCCGGUGCGAAGACAAGCCGGAUACUUUCCACCUGGAAGGCUCAUUCAGGACUCGCUCCUUGAGGAGGAUGACUCUGAACGGCCGUAAUGGCGGACACCCUCCCACUGCUGUGUGACUUGAUUUGCACGUUUCAAGGCAUCUGUAGUAUAUGAACGUUUGCGCGCCCCUCUGCUCCGUUGGCGUUUGUCUUUCAAAAAGUAGCCUCUUUUUUUUUUACUUUAAUGGUUUGAUCUUGAGUAUCUGUGUCACUGGAGAAGACCCAAAGCUUUGCAUGCAAAUUGCUUCAUGUGAAGUUCUUUUUCCUUUGCUAACAGCACUAGUAAAAACAACUAUUAAGAAAUGUGUUUAAGGUGUUUACUUAGGUGUUAUUUAACUAGGUACAGUGUAUAAUGUGUUCUCGUGUAAAAUGAGGAGCUCUCUUUCAUUUGUCAUGUCCAAAUUUAUGACACAGUCUUAAGGGAAGACUGUUAUUACUGUGACAGUGAGAGUUUCAUUUUUCACACCUGUUUUGUUUUUUCUACUUGAUGUCUGCUCAAAAAAUAUCUGGAUGGUUUUCAGCUAAUUAAUCCAACUGCUACAUUCUGGAUUAAUUAUAAGUGUUCUGGCAGCGUAACAUUCAACCCUAGUUCAAGGAAUCCAGAGGAGGCGAUCGAUAUAUUACUGUCCAAACAGGAAGUUAAUUGUCCUCACCUGGCAACCAGCUGUU